Messenger RNA from Exophiala dermatitidis NIH/UT8656, 4842 nucleotides. RefSeq names its product osomolarity two-component system, sensor histidine kinase SLN1. The record is from RefSeq and is a predicted model, not a curated record. NCBI's taxonomy places the organism in Eukaryota, Fungi, Ascomycota, Eurotiomycetes, Chaetothyriales, Herpotrichiellaceae. The transcript has 6 exons. Bases 745 to 4236 code for a protein of 1163 amino acids. Gene Ontology annotation, molecular function: histidine phosphotransfer kinase activity; phosphorelay sensor kinase activity. Gene Ontology annotation, biological process: protein autophosphorylation; phosphorelay signal transduction system. Gene Ontology annotation, cellular component: membrane.
UUCAUGUAGCCCAUGUAGCCCACGUUGCCCUCUACUAGUAUCACUUGUGCCGGAUAAAGGUGUCCACUCAGGGCCGGCCAGCGAAUGGAAUGUUGAUGGGAGCUGGUCGAACUUCAAGUCGAACCAUCGGCGGGUUGGAGCCAGCCAGACCCUCGCUUCCAACGCUUCCUCCAGAGUCCCUCAGCCGCUAAAUUGGUUUCUCCUGGUCGAUCCUCCUCCCUCUACUGGCCCUGCCGGGGACAUUGUUGAUCCUUUCCUUGCUGUACCCUUCUAGCUGCGCACACUCUUGACGACCUCAACUUCGGAUGGUGCAGCUCUUUAACCCUCAACAACAGCAUCGCCUUUUCUCCUGUCGGAUGGUGUUCUGUGACUUACUGAUACCCCUGGCUGGAGCGUCUGACAGUCUAGGCCGCAAUUCUGAUCCGUUGCGCCAACCAUUGGGUCCCCUCGCCACGAAUCUUCUUGUCCCUCAUCCUCGCGGUAUCCGAAUCUGCUCCCGUUUAUCGCCCUGUUCAAGACGACGAACAAUUUUGGCCGAAAGGUCGUUCUUUCGCCAGGACGUCUGGCUCAAGAUUUCGGAGCUGCAGAGCCUCUCUACAUCCUGCGCCAAUUCACUACUGUUCGUUUGCAGCAAGGUCCUUGGCUGGUCAUCAUGAAUAAAUGGAGAAGCUGAGAGGGAGGGAGCACACACUGUCUGUUAAGAGUUGAGAUGCGAAAGAGCACGAAGCCGGUGUCACCGCAACCAUGCGGAUCUCCAUCCGUGAGCAGCUCGGCCUGCUCGUCCUGUUUUGUUCUCUUAUGUCUUUGAUGGUACUUGCGCUCGCAGUGUGGUUUCAAAAUUACAACUUCAUCAUAAGCAUAAGACUGUCGGGACUUGCAUUGACAGCUUCGCUGAAGGCGGCACAACUAUCCAACACUCUGCUGUUAUAUACCUCACAGGUGGAAUCAGUGUCUACCCGUGUCCUCAUUCAGAGUGCCCUUUCUAGGUACAAUGCGGGCAACACAAGCAGCGCAAACUGGGAUCGAUCACAGGGUGACCUCGAGGGCGCGUUAGCCGAUGGAUCUCUUCUAGUACAAGCAACGAUCUUUCCCAGCUUCUUCAAUGGAAACGAAACCGCUAGGAACGGGCUGUUAAAUGUCACCGCCGACGGCGUGGUGGGGGUGGUGAAACUCCCAUACACGAAUCCCGACGGUUCGGCUGUCUAUCUUGGAGAUCCUGGACUGGGAUACCCGCCUUCACUCUAUCCCAAUCUGACGUACGGCCCUCCAGCACCCGGCACAAAUUACUCGUCGGUUUCCUAUAAUGGUCGCAGGAUCAGCGCAGGCAGUCCGCUAUUCUUGGGGCCUUUGAUCGUGAACGAUUCCUACUCUCUGCUGUCGGUCACGGUGCCAAUGAUCAACAAUACGUCGCGCUCGGAUGUCCUCGGUUGGUUGACGAUCGUAGUGAACAUGGAGAUGAUCUACACCGUCCAGGACUCGCCAGAAGGGUUGGGCAAGACAGGAGAAACCCUUCUUGUCGGGCCAGCGACUCCAGACAACGUCUUUCAAACGGAAAUCAGGGGCACCACAGCCAGCGAGUCCGGAUCCAAACAAGUCCGGUUCCUUCUACCGCCGCACAGCAAUUCUACACUGCAAGGACGACACCAAGCUAGAAGCUCGAUUGCAACCUCCACCAUACCAUUUGCAAUGUCUUCCUAUCCCGCCGUUCUGGCUGCUUGGACCAAAGACAACCGUGCCAUCAACAACGCAGGGGCUUUCAUCUCGACACACGACGAGGAUGGCACCAAGGUGUCUGCCGGAUAUGCCGUCGUAUCUACGCGUUUUGUUGAUUGGGUGCUCAUAGUGGAGCAAGCGCACCAGGAAGUGAUUGCCCCAAUCAACCACUUACGCGAUGUAGUCCUCAUCUGUGUUUUCUCCGUGGCUGGUCUGCUCCUGGUAGUGAUGCUACCUAUCGCCCAUUACUCGGUUACCCCAAUCCGGCAACUGCGUGCCGCAACAGCAAAGACUGUGGAGCCUUAUCAACCGGACGAUGCGAGUGAAUACUCAAGUUCAGUGGGCAAUAAUCUCUCGCCCAAUGACGGUGGCAGUCCCGAUCCCGUUGACCAUGGAGAAGCCCGGAAGGAAGGCUUCUUCGGUAUACUGCCAAAAAUAACUAGACCGAAACGUGAACGGUCCACAACUCCCAGAAACUUACGGCGGAGGACGUUCCGGAUACCGCGGAAGGUCCCAGAGCGUCGACACUGUAUCACGGAUGAAUUGACCGAGCUGACACGGACUUUCAAUGAAAUGUCUGAUGAGUUGACCAUGCAAUAUGAGCGCCUGGAAGAGCGGGUAAAAGAACGAACAGCGGAACUGGAAAAGAGCAAAAAGGCUGCAGAAGCGGCAAAUCAGAGCAAAACUCUUUUCAUCGCAAAUAUCUCCCACGAACUCAAAACACCAUUGAAUGGUAUCCUUGGACUCACUACCGUUUGCAUGAACGAGGAUGAUUUGGGCCGAAUACGUUCGACUCUAAGCACCAUUUACAAGUCCGGUGACUUACUCCUCCACCUUCUCACUGAUCUCCUCACGUUCAGCAAAAACGAAGUCGGGCAGCAAUUGUCUAUUGACGAGGCCGAAUUCAGACUCAGUGAUCUGAGCACACAAUUAUUGCCCACUUUUGAAAAACAGGCGAGAGAGGCGCAAAUCGACCUCAAGGUUCUGUUCCUAGGGACGAACGACGCAUUUGGCGACAGUUCCGAGAACUCUGGUGAAAAGCUGUACGGCCCAGUUGGCACGGGACGAGUAAGGGAUAUGUGUUUGUGGGGGGAUAAAAAUCGCAUCUUACAGGUCCUGAUGAAUUUUGUUAGCAACAGCUUGAAAUUUACGCCCCCUCAUGGCUCAGUCACCGUCCGCGUCCGCUGUACUGGACUGCUCGAACAUCAACCAAGCCGCGCGGGCAGUACCAGGAAGUCGUCUUUCAACUCGCGGAAGUCAAAAUCCUCAAGCAACAAGAGAGUACGAAUGUCAGACGGCUCGCUUGUGAUCCCAGACACUACAGACCACGAGAAAACCCGGUCGAACUCGCCACUCGAGGAAUCCAAGCUUAGUAUCAAUGUUGCUGGCGGAACUGCGCACAUACACAAAGUUGCCGAGCGACAGCGGUCAAUGUCGCCUCCGCCGAUCAAUACGAAAGACUUGCUUUUUGAGUUUGAGGUCGAGGAUACCGGACCGGGAAUUCCUCCCGAGCAACAGAAAAUGAUCUUCGAACCAUUUGUGCAAGGUGAUCUUGGACUGAGCAAAAAGUAUGGCGGUACUGGCCUUGGACUCAGUAUCUGCGCACAGUUAGCCGAGCUGAUGGGCGGCGACAUCUCUCUUGACAGCCAGCCCGGCAUAGGGAGCAAGUUUACAAUGCGAAUCCCACUCCGUUACGUUUGCGAACGGAGUGCGUCAACAGCUUCCUCGACGCACCGAACCCUGUCCAAAGCGAGCAGUUUCGUGGGACAGGCGCUCCAUGAUUCAGUUGAUCAGACCCCGCUCCACAACACAGGCUCAACGACGUCCUUGGGAUCGACGAGAGACGAUGCGCCUGAGCCACCCAAAUUGGCUGAUGUACCGCGAAUAGUGGGGUUCACUCAGCCUUAUGUCGCUAAGGAAACCAAGAAAAGCGACGCCCGUGAAGCCAAUCUCCACGAGAUGAAGAAGGCAGAGAGCGAAGCCGUUGAGAAAGGCAAAAAAAUUCGCGUCUUGGUAGCGGAAGACAAUAAAAUAAACCAAGAGGUUGUCCUCCGUAUGCUUAGGUUAGAGGAUGUUUAUGAUGUCACGAUUGCGAAAGAUGGUCAAGAAGCAUUCGAAAAGGUCCGGGAGUCGAUGCAUAGCGGUGAGCGGUUCGACCUCGUCUUCAUGGAUGUACAGAUGCCAAAUCUCGAUGGCAUCCAGUCCACUAGACUCAUCCGUGAAAUGGGAUUCUCGGCACCCAUUGUCGCCCUUACAGCAUUCGCAGAGAAAUCUAAUGAGGACGAGUGCAUGGCCUCCGGGAUGGAUUAUUUUCUGGCCAAGCCGAUUCGAAGGCCCGCUCUCAAGCAAGUGCUGAAGAAAUAUUGCGCAACCAUUCCCGAAGAGGAGAAUGAGGGCUCUGCAGCCGCCACAACCCGCGGAACUGGCAAAACAGCCCCAAAACAAACAAAGCAAACGAAUGGCGGGCCACCUGCUUCGACUAUCCGAGUGCCUGACGCUGAUGAUGUCUCGCCCCUAUCGUGACCACUCGAGGUUCGGUUUCAUUCCGGACUUGGGGAGACCGAACCUCCAUACUAAUGGUAUUGUACGAAUCAUAAUAUGCAUUUGGGCUCAAAUCUAUCAAAAAAAGGCUACAGAUUUGGACGGCGUUCAAAAAUUGACGGGAAAUGAGAAAACCUUUGAGCAUUGGUGCCCGACAUAAGGCAGCGUUGGUGUCAGGCGUGGUAGAUACUCUUGUUUUAGGUAUGGUGAGGCUGGUUCAUGACAUGAGCGGCAGCGCGACGACAGCUGGCAAACAGCGAUGUAGGAAGUGCUCGAUACAUAUCCUGUUGGUUGCGCCUGUGGAUGUGACACCCUCUGGACUGGGUCAAGGAAAUGGUACGGCAAUACUCUGUAUUCGUAGAUUGACUGCAGAACCAGCCCUCAAUCUGGGAAGAGAGUCUAGUAGGCCUUGUAUGAUUUGAAAAUGAUUCAAAUUGGCUUCCUUGCCGGACUCGCUCACGAUUCAACUUCGAGCAUCACAAUCAUCAGGCGGAAGUAAGGACCCCACGAUUUGGACAACAAAGGCGCAUUAGUAGUAGUGGACAGCUCAGAUCUUGCAUGACAUCAAUACUCCAAGCUGGCGAUCAG